AUGGAACAGAUUAAUGUCCGACAUCGUUUGAGUGAGCUCGAAAAUUGUGCAGCAAAGCUUGCUGAGCUCAAAUCAUUCUUGAAACAAAACUAUGAAACGACCCUUCGUGAAAUCAAUCAAGUAAUGACAAUGGAGAUUUCGAUGAUUCGUGCACGCGAGGAAGAUCUCAUCGAUGAUUUAACCAAAAUUCACGAUGAGAAGGAGAAGAAAAUUUCGCGAAAACAACGGGCCAUCGAAAAUAUGAUUGGUGCCUGUCAACACGCACUUGCAAGCAAUGAGUUCAAAGGAUUGCCGACAUCCAUCGAAUCACUUCUUUUAAAGUGUGAUGAAGACGAUGUUCGAAUUGAAUUUCAAGCUGAUAUUGUGUCGUCAUCGGACAACAUUGCAAAAUUAGGAAAUAUUCGCGUUGGAAGUCAGUGUGAGAGAAGAUCGAAACCAAGUCUGGGGAUUACACUUCCUCGAGCUUUCGAGGAUUAUGAGGAUGACAUGGACUGUUGGCUGGCAAAGAAAUCUUGCCAAGGAUUGGCGAAUUCUCCGACUACACCACAUGAAGCGGGAAUUGUCAAGGGUUGGCUCGAUAAGUUGGAAGGAAAUCGAAGUGAUCUGAACGUGGACUUGAAUCAAAUGGCAUUAGAAACGGAAUCGACUGAUGAGACUGCCUCAUUUGAGGUUAUCAAUGAUACGAAGACUCGAACUUCGACGAUUUCUCAUAUCGAUGAAAAAUCAACAAGAGAACAAUUUAGUCAGCGUUUUAUUAAGAAUCUUCAUCGUCCAAUGUGUGAUUGGCUUUUGAAAGUGUCGGAAUCUGCAAAAUGCGCUGAACUUCCUCCAGCUCCUGUUCCAAAAUGUUUUCAAGACGAACCAUUGAGCAGUGAAUCUCAAUAUGCGUUCAAUGAUGUUAUCCAAAAAGUCAUAAGUUCAAAUAAUGAUCAAUGGAUUCAGAAAACAGAAAAUAGCGAAGAUGAGAAAAUGGAAACCACUUCCUGUUCUACUGAGCCUGAGAUGGACGAUUUCGAAAAGUUUGAUCAGUCUGCAUUUAUUGAUAAUAUUGCAAAAUUAUUCGAAUCGACAUUAACCAGCGUGGCCACGAAAUCUUCAACACCAUCUAACGAUGAUAUUGCUAUAUGGAGGAACAUCAUCAACCAAAUGCAAAACGAGAAAAGCAAAGAGUGGUUGCUUAAAAAGUAA
Messenger RNA from Caenorhabditis bovis, 1188 nucleotides. Lineage: Eukaryota; Metazoa; Nematoda; Chromadorea; Rhabditida; Rhabditidae. The record is from the annotation of a GenBank genome assembly.